AUGAUAGUGGUUAACAUUUCACUCGAUUGGGUCACUGGAUAUGGAGGGUCGGCAUAUUGCCGGGAAGGUCGGUCGCUGGACCCAAAAGGCAAAGGAAAACCUGGCUCUCUGAGGGACACAGCGGAUGAGAUCGAGGGACGAGGAAGCAAGUGUAUCCCUGUGCAAUGUGAUCAUGGGGAUGAUGAGCAAGUCAAGUUGCUGUUUGAGAGGAUCUCCAAGGAGCAGAAUGGACGACUCGAUAUCUUGGUGAACAACGCGUUCUCAGCAACAUCGGCGUUGCUAACAACGACUGGAAAGACGUUUUGGGAGAUGCCUGUAUCCAUGUGGGACACGAUCAACAGGGUUGGUUUGAGGGGCCAUUACGUGGCCACGUGGCACGCUGCUCAGAUGAUGGUACCUGCGAAACAGGGUCUCAUCGUCAAUAUCUCAUCGUCUGCAGGCCUCAUCCGUUUCUUCAGCGCUCUGUAUUGCGUGGGGAAAACUUCUUGUGAUCGCAUGGCGGUGGACUGUGGCCUGGAGUUGGAGAAACACAACGUUGCGAUGUUGUCAUUGUGGCCAGGACAAGUGACGACGGAGAUGGUACUAGAAAAGUGGACUGCACAGGACAGGACAGACCUCGAUAAGAAGAAUUACGAAUACUUCAUGAAGUAUGGCGAGUCAAUCGAGUAUUCGGGCAAAGCGAUUGUCCACCUUGCAAAAGAUCCCCAAAUCAUGAAUAAAACCGGUCGUAUUUUCAUCACGGCAGAGCUAGGGUGUGAGUAUGGGUUCCGGGACAUUGACGGUAAAACUCCGGAAAGUAUACGACAAGUCAAGACGCUGUUCCACUGGAUUGGCCACCCAUGGCUGGAAGCCUUGACACCCUCAUUCAUUAAGCUUCCAUACUGGCUGAUGACACUCAUAGGAAACCACUUCUGAAAAGGCACGGCGGUGUGAAUCAAGGAUGGAAAUACUGUAUAUUAUUCAUUACGAGUGAGCUAGUUCAGAAUUCCAACAGCGCAUGCCCGAACUGAAGCGCGUCCGAGGUCGUUAAUAGCGCAACCAAACUCGACUCACGGGCGUAAUUUGUUCCUGAAAGACCGUGCCUUUUUGAAAUACCGAACUGGCUCGUUUGUGACGAAUCCAUGGACCAAUGGGUGUUUCAGUUCCCCUCCUCUGAAAAGCGUAUACAAAUUUACAAGGCCCCAUUUUAGCCUCACCUUUUAAACAAAACUAUGAAAGGUUACACAAAGAAAUUUUCGAAAUUUUAGGCCCCCUACACUCGAAAAUUGGGCUAUGAAUCCGCCCUUGGAAUAGUUUGAUUCCCGAAACAUCCAGACGCCACUCUCCUCGGUGAUUCCCAGAACUAGUUUUACUUCUGGAAAUGAUUGGGCUCCAAGUCUGAUCCUCCACAAUCCCUCAAACCAGACUAAACUGGAUGUUUUUAUGUCGGGUUGUUGUUUUUGUCAUUGUCGUCAUUGUCGUUAAUAUUAAAUUGAUCCAAAGAUCCGUAUCUUGCCAGGUACUGCCGAAAGACGCAGUGCAGGUUUUUACGGCCAAUUUCGGAAAAUGUGCGAUCUAAUUUGUAAAAUUAAAUUUCAAUUUAGCGUAUAUUUUGAAAAUGACUUAAAACCUGGUCUCAUUUUUGCAAUAAAAAGCAUUCGACUUCGUGUUUGCAUCCUCAAAUAAAUGAAUGUGCAUUAGGCCCGUGUUUCAUUAAAAUACCUGACUGGGAUUUCGGAUUGACGUAUUCCUUGCCAAUGACGAUAAAUGUGCAUUCUUAUUCACUGAAAAUCUGUCUUUUACAGUAACCCUUUGGAAGUGAGCAUUCAUUUUCAUUUGCUGUAAUUUAAAAUCUCAAAAUAUACGUUCAAUUUGAUUAGAAUAUAUACACGGUUACAAAAAUCCUGAUACCCUUUUGAUAAUAAAUGUCAUGUUACUCAUUUAUAGUAUUUUUGUUAUCAAACUGUAAAAGAAAUUAAGGUUUCUAUGAUUCAAACGCAGCACAGCCCCGGUGUUCAUAGGUUUCCUGCAAUAAUCAGUCGUUUCCAAUGACAACAUGAACGGUUUAUUUCAAUCAUGAAUAAUCAAACAUUUAGCCAAUCAGCUAAACACUUCUAAGAAUGUAACUUCUAUUAGUACACAAACGAAUUCUAGUACUAGACCAGGCAUACCUUAAAUAACACACAGGCGAAAUCGCUUGCAUAUAUUUUUGCGAAAUGGCUUCAGUUCAAAUUAUGAUGAAUGCAGGAUUGCAGAGGUGCAUUCAAUUUCGCGCAAAAAUAAAUGUCAAUAUACAAAACCAGUAAUAUAUCAAUAUCAGGAAAUUGAACACUGACUCUAGACGACUGAAUGCAUCCUCCUUAAAAUAGAAUUUUUAUAUGUUAAAUAGAAACAGGGAUUUGAAUGUUCGUUCUAUUUCGCUCGAAAACAAAUGCUGGUAUUACUAAUUCAUUUACACAUUUUCUGAAAUUGGCUGGAAAAACCUGUAAUAUGGCCAAUGACAGUUUUUGUUUUUAUAUGUCUUUUAAAAUUGAGUCACAUGAAUUUAAUCGUGUGUUUUUAUAUGUCUUUUAAAAUUGAGUCACAUGAAUUUAAUCGUGUGUUUAAUUAAAGAACAAGUCUGGGGGCUUUACCAGCUUCUCUACAUUAUUUCCAUGGUGUUAUGUGUGUGAAAACGGGGAUGUUCAAAACUAAGGUGUGAAGAGACUUCUAUAAAUCUACAUUUUAUAUUCAAAGUUACUAUAUUUUUAUUCAAAGUACUGCUUUAAGUAUUACAGUUUGGUAGUAUUUCUCUGUAGUAAUCUAAAGACUAACAUAUUCAGGGGGAUCUUUAUAUUCCUGAAUAUCUCUAAAAUCAUCUAUUUAUUUUCUACGCCGUGGGAUUAAAUUUUUCGUUGUUACCUUUGACCAAUUCUUUCUUAUCAGUCUGACAGAUCAUACUCGUUCAAAUGUUUUGGAUAACAUAAUGAAGCACGCACUAUAGUAGAUCAUUUGUAAUGCACAGUAACUCUUCGUGUGGCUUAAUCGGUGAAAGUUCGAAUAAGAAUUUCGGAUCGUUUCUGUGCCCUUGAGGUGGUGGAACAUGAUCAAAUAGAAAUCUGAUUCAUACAUGAAUAAGAGCAUGUAAAAAACCGUUUCAUGUAAAAAAAAUUAAGUUGAUUUUUUUUCGUAUAAUCGGAUUGUUUUCAGAUAAUCUUGAGUGAUAAAAUACAAAUGAAAACUUGUGAUUUGACAAAGUAUUAUCUUACAGGGUUGAAAUCGUCAAUAAACGUGUCUGUUUAAUCGUGUCUGUUUAAAAAUCCUUUAGACUCGUGGUCGUGAUAAUUACUGCGAUUUAGAUUAGAAACAAAGCAGUACAACCUCAUGUUUAAACAUACAACCCAAAAUGCUUCACAAAUUGAUCAACUGAAUGAUAAAUUGUGUUCGCUGUUUUGUUAUUGUUUACAUGUAUUUAAACUUACAACUGUUUCUGUUUAUACUUGUAAUUCAGUUCUUUUCCUUAUGUUCUACUUUCCUUGUUUAGCCUACAUUUGCUUUGUUCUUUUCCAUUGAAAAUGGGGGCCCGGCCUGGCCAAGUACUCCCAACUGUUUUCUGUCAGACGUCACCAUUCAUCACUUGUAUUGUAUAAAAAUCUCUCUUUACCUUAAAUAAAUUAUACACCUUUAUUGAGAUUAAUGGAAAUAAAGAAAUAUCAAGCACA
Molecule: messenger RNA, 3680 nt
Organism: Acanthaster planci (crown-of-thorns starfish)
Lineage: Eukaryota; Metazoa; Echinodermata; Asteroidea; Valvatida; Acanthasteridae
Product: dehydrogenase/reductase SDR family member 1-like
Source: RefSeq, a predicted model, not a curated record